AUGGACAUCUCUUCAGCUUAUGAAUGUAGCAGCAGCACCGGAGAACUAAUGCUGGCUUCACGAAUCCCGAAGAAGAAAUCCGGAAGGAAGAAGUUCAAGGAGACUCGACACCAGGUUUACCGAGGAGUGAGGGGAAGAAAUCCCGGCAAGUGGGUGUGUGAAGUGAGAGAACCAAAUAAGCGAUCAAGAGUGUGGCUGGGGACAUAUCCGACCGCAGAAAUGGCAGCCCGGGCACACGAUGUGGCGGUUUUGGCCAUGAGGGGGCGGUCAGCUUGUUUAAAUUUUGCUGACUCAGUUUGGCGGCUGCCUGUACCGGAGUCUAACAAUGUAAAGGAUAUACAAAAGGCAGCAACUGAGGCUGCAGAGGCGUUUAGGCAGACGGAGGAUGCGGUGGUGGGAACCAAUGAAUUUCCGGAAGUAGUGGUCUACGCUAGACCUGGCAAAGGGGUCGGGUCGGGUCAUAGGUCAAAACGGGUUCGGGUCAAAACGGGUCAAUUACAAAAAAGGCAGACGGAAAACGCGAUGGGAAUGAAUGAAUUGCCGGAAGUAGUGGUCUACGCCGAUGAGGAUGAGAUGUUUGGAAUGCCUGGAUAUAUUGCUAGCAUGGCUGAGGGACUCAUGGUACCGCCACCUCAGAUGGUGGGGUAUGCUAACUUUCGAGAUGAUGAAGAUUUUUAUGUUGACAUGUCUUUAUGGAGUUUUAUGUAG
This is a messenger RNA of Helianthus annuus (common sunflower), 708 nucleotides long. Its product is annotated as dehydration-responsive element-binding protein 1D. The coding region runs from base 1 to 708 and encodes 235 amino acids. Lineage: Eukaryota; Viridiplantae; Streptophyta; Magnoliopsida; Asterales; Asteraceae. Gene Ontology annotation, molecular function: DNA binding; DNA-binding transcription factor activity. Gene Ontology annotation, biological process: regulation of DNA-templated transcription. The transcript has a single exon. The record is from RefSeq and is a predicted model, not a curated record.